AAGCGCGCGCGGGGAUCUGAGUGUGCGGGAGCUGAGGGCGGGCGGAGGAGGAGGAUGAGUGUGAGGAUGAGGAUGAGGGUGGCGCGCUGGAGCCGGGCCGCGGGGGACUGGCUGCGGCUCGCCGUCGUCUCGCUCCUCGCCGCCUUCCCGGUCCUGCAGCCCCGCGCCUUCCCGUCCUCCUCGCUGAGCGACUGCCAGACCCCCACCGGCUGGAACUGCUCCGGUGAUGAUGACCGGGACACAGAUCUCUUCCUGUGUGACACCAACACUUGCAAGUUUGAUGGCGAGUGUCUCAGAAUAGGGGACAUUAUUACCUGCAUCUGCGACUUCAAGUGCAACAAUGACUUUGUCCCAGUCUGUGGAUCCAAUAAUGAAAACUACGAGAACGAGUGUCUUCUUCGGAGGGAUGCUUGUAAACAGCAGACUGAGAUCUUGGUGGUCUCUGAGGGAUCCUGUCCUGUUGAGCCUGGCUCGGGAUCUGGGGAUGAAGCAGGGAACGAGGGCUCAGCAGAGAAUGGCCAGAAGGAGACGUCCACGUGUGACAUCUGCCAGUUCGGUGCCGAGUGUGACGUGGAUGCGGAGGAUGUAUGGUGUGUGUGCAACAUCGACUGUUCCCACAUAAGCUUCAACCCAGUGUGUGCCUCAGAUGGUCGCUCCUACGACAACCCCUGCCAAGUGAAGGAGGCAUCGUGCCAGAGGCAGGAGCGGAUCGAAGUGAAGUUCCUGGGCCACUGUCAAGGUGACAUGAUAACAGGAAAUAAACCUGGAGACGGACACUAUGCCAGGGCCGACUACCCAGAAGAGAAGCCUGAGGUGUCAGAAGUGGCACGAGGACUUUACAUCCCCUGUCCCGAACACUACAAAAAUUACUGCGUCAACGGAGUCUGUGAAUACCCCAACAUGCUCUCCAAACCAUCAUGCAGCUGUCACUCAGGCUACAGUGGCCCACAGUGUGACACCAAGGAGUAUAAUGUGCUGUAUGUGGUGCCGGGUUCUGGAAAAUUUCGCUACGUCCUCAUUGCCUCCAUCAUCGGAGCUCUGCAGGUGGCCAUCAUCUGUGUGGUGGUGCUGUGUAUCACCCGGAAGUGCCCACGGACUAAUCGAAUCAACCGGCAAAAGCAAAACGUCACGCACUAUAACUCGGAGAACACCCUGCGCGCCUCCACCCGCCUCAUCUAAGCGCCAGGAACAAAGAACCAUGGCAAAACGUAGAGAACCGUGAGGACGUAGGGACACAAUAGCCACACCGGACCGCGCCAGACCACUCUGCUGAGGGGAGGGGAGGAAGGGGGGUGGCCAUGGUGUGGCUGCAGGGGAGGAACGGAGGGGACAACACGCGAUGCCUUGCACCUGUGGCACAGGACACAAAACCUGAGAGGAUAUUAGGACACCACGUUAGGACAAGUCCUGCUAUUUGGUUAUGUAUGGGUAAUAUUUCCAAUAGUUUCUUUGUUUGUCUCGAUGGGGUCUUUUUUCUGUAAAUGUAAAUAAAUAAUUUAUAUCACAAAAAAAAUUAUGGUAGCACAUUACUGUAUGUUUAUGGUGGAUGCCAAUAUGGUAAAAGGAUAGGUGUUCCUGACCUUUGCUCCGGCUGAUGUUGCUGAACUCGUCCACAAAGAAGAUCACACCUCAUCUGUGGUAAUGUGAUUUUAGGUUAUAAUUUAAUAAUUUACACAGCCCAGUUCGAUGGAGUACUGAAACCUUUUUUUUUAUACCUGUCGUCACCACCAGGGGGGCGAAAAAAAUCAUCUGCUUUGCAAAUCUGUGCCUGAGACUGAUCCAAGAUCAGGUGGUCCAAGGGCUUACUGUCAAAUAACGGAGAAGGGUGCAGCUUUUAGCUCCUUAGGAGAGCGAUGAAUCGUCUCCCAGGUUUUGUAACAGGUUUUGCAAUCGAACUGACAACCAUUUUUAAAUCAACUC
This is a messenger RNA of Colossoma macropomum (tambaqui), 1920 nucleotides long. RefSeq names its product transmembrane protein with EGF-like and two follistatin-like domains 2a (gene tmeff2a). NCBI's taxonomy places the organism in Eukaryota, Metazoa, Chordata, Actinopteri, Characiformes, Serrasalmidae. The coding region runs from base 55 to 1179 and encodes 374 amino acids. The record is from RefSeq and is a predicted model, not a curated record. The transcript is spliced from 10 exons. Gene Ontology annotation, molecular function: protein binding.